CAAAAACUCAACCCUAAAGAUAUGGCAACGAUUGAUAACAUAUCAAUAAUUGCCUCAGACAGACUCUCUUUAGCCAUACAAUGUGUUGGUUGACUUGGAAAGCAAUUCAGAAUCAUCGAAGUGAAGUGGAGCCCAGAUCGGAGGACCUAGUCCACCUAAGGGAGACUUUAUUUCGACUCCAAGCGGAACUGGAUGCUGCCUACGAUAUUGUCAGUGAGAUGGACUUUGAUCUGGAUGAUGUGUAUCUGCUGGAAAUUCAAAACCAAUGGCUGCGCGACGAACUAAAAGAGUUAAAAGCCAACGCUGAAACUGAAGGUGGAGAAGUGUAUGUGGCACACAGAAACAGAAAAGAGCGACCAUCUGCACGACAUAAGCGACGCAUCUAUAGACAGCAAGUGGCAUGCGGCAUGCUUGGACAGAGCCUCAAAGAACUGGCACUGGAGCGUAGAUAUGCACGCCAAUGGGAUGGAUCAAUUAUUGGGGAAUUAUUUCGCUGCCAGUUGGAAGCGAGUGACAAAUGAAUCUUUAUAUUGUACAGUUUUAGGUAUUAAAGCUUAUCAAAAGCACUGAGGAAGAGGAAACUCUUCAGCUACGCUUAUGAUAACGAUGGCACAC
Drosophila subobscura is the source of this 615-nucleotide messenger RNA. RefSeq lists its product as uncharacterized. The record is from RefSeq and is a predicted model, not a curated record. The coding region runs from base 81 to 521 and encodes 146 amino acids. NCBI's taxonomy places the organism in Eukaryota, Metazoa, Arthropoda, Insecta, Diptera, Drosophilidae. The transcript has 2 exons.